AUGGAUCCUCCACCAGGGUUAAAUGUUGAUGUUAAAGGACAAGUAUGCAAGCUAACUAAGUCCUUGUAUGGGUUGAAACAGGCGAGCAGACAGUGGUUUGACAAGCUCUACACAUUCCUGGUUUCUUCUGGAUAUGUUCAAUCUAAAUCGGAUCACUCUUUGUUUGUCAAGAAGACUCCUAAAGAAUUCAUAGCACUACUUGUGUAUGUUGAUGAUAUUGUUUUAACUGGAAAUUCCAUGAAAGAGAUCAACCUCAUAAAAACUCUUUUGGACAAGCAAUUCCAGAUUAAAGAUCUGGGAGAACUCAAGUAUUUCCUGGGUUUUGAGGUUGCUAGAUCUAAAAGGGGAAUACAUUUAUGUCAAAGGAAGUAUGCCCUUGACAUUCUUGAAGAAACGGGGAUGCUAGGAAGUAAACCUAGCUCUACACCAUAUUUGAGCAACAACAACUCUCUGUACAAAACAGAGGACUACAUGGAUAAUCCUAGUGAUUAUCGAAGGCUGAUAGGGAAGUUAUUUUACCUUACUAACACUAUACCAUAUUUAUGUUUUACAGUUAAUCUUUUGAGUCAGUUUAUGCAGGAACCAACCAAGCACCAUUAUCAGGCCUUGCAACACAUUCUCAGAUAUGUUAAGUCAAGUCCUUCUGAAGGACUCUUCUUUGCUUCCAAUUCUCGUACACAGAUAAAGGGCUUCAGCGGUUCUGACUGGGCCACCUGCCACAAUACAAGGAGGUCCACUACUGGCUAG
Molecule: messenger RNA, 747 nt
Organism: Vigna radiata var. radiata (mung bean)
Lineage: Eukaryota; Viridiplantae; Streptophyta; Magnoliopsida; Fabales; Fabaceae
Exons: 1
Coding region: 1-747 (248 amino acids)
Source: RefSeq, a predicted model, not a curated record